AUGCCAGCCAUCGUAAGGUUCGCGGGCAUCCAGACCCCUUGCCACCGGCCACCACCCCGGCUUCCGCGGACCCCUGCCCUGCCGAAGCUCCGACCUGCUCCCUCUCCUCCCCUGCAGCCUGGGGGGUGGCUCCUCCCAUCUGUCCCCAGCAUUGCCCCUUUGUGCACAGAUUAUUUAUGUAAACCAGAAGACAACGUCUACAGUAUUGACUUCACCCGCUUCAAAAUUCGAGAUCUGGAGACGGGGACGGUGCUUUUUGAGAUUGCCAAACCUUGCGUUGCAGACCAGGAGGACGACGAUGAGGAGGGUGGAGACGUGGAUAUCAGUGCUGGCAGGUUCGUCCGCUAUCAGUUCACACCGGCGUUUCUCCGCCUCCGCACUGUUGGAGCCACAGUGGAGUUCACAGUGGGGGACAAACCUGUGUCAAACUUCCGGAUGAUUGAGCGGCACUAUUUCCGGGAGCGCCUGCUGAAGAACUUUGAUUUUGAUUUUGGCUUCUGCAUCCCCAGUAGUCGGAACAGCUGCGAGCACAUCUACGAGUUCCCCCAGCUCUCCGAGGAUGUCAUUCGACUGAUGAUUGAACACCCUUAUGAGACCCGCUCCGACAGCUUCUAUUUUGUCGACAACAAGUUGAUAAUGCACAACAAAGCAGACUAUGCUUAUAACGGGGGCCAGUGACUGCUGGGGGCCCAAGGGGAGGUGCAGCGCUGCGGCCACGAGCUCCUGGCGCUCACAGGUGCUAGAAGCUGCUACUCUCAACACACAUCUGGAACCCAGCUCGGGAAGCCAAGGCCGUCCCCAUGCUGCACGCAGGGAGGUGUGCUGCGCAGCUGCCUUCUCUCCCCAGGGCUCCCUCUGUCCUUCCCCUGGACCUGUAGGUCGCAGAGGUACCAUAGCAAAGUCAGAGAUUAGGGUAAGGCUCCUGGAAUCCAGAUCACAAGGACAGUGUCCCUUCCGGGUGGCCUGUUGGAGGACAGUGCCAGCUGGGCCAUUCGCCGGGAGCAGCUCAUCUCAUGGUUCCAGGUGCAGAGGGAGCCCUGUUGGGCACCUCAAGAGCCCGUCCUCAGCUGUUGCCCCAUCAUUCCCAGAUGGAAGGAGCUGGUGCCAGGAGGGUGAAGUUGGAUCCUGGCAUAUAUGGUGACUCAGGCUCCACUCCCAGCGCCUUCCGGGCAAGCCAGUCCUUGGAUGAACAGAGGUACCAACCUGGCAGUGCCUUCCUGUCCCCGGUGGGGAGGGGACAGCUUGCCGUCUGGAGCAGCUCCGGAAACCAAGGAGGACCCUCUGGAGAUGAGGGGUCUGUCUUGCUCAUGGAACAUCCGGGUCUUCUGAGGCUCCAGUAGGCCUCGCAUUUGUUUCUUUUGUCUUUUCUAAUUCCAGACUUCUCUUUGGAGGUUUUAUGAAACAUUGGUGGCAUUGCCACACAGGUGAGGUGCAGUUGGACUUGUGUCACGCUUCCAGGUUGCCGGGGCUGGGCCCAGCCAGCUCCUGAUGGACUGGAUGGUCAUCGAGCCACUGGUGUGGCCUGGUUCAUGGGCCUUUCCCAGGGCCCUGUUGGGAAAACCUGCGCAUGUCCUAUUUAGAGGGCUUUCCUGUCUUGCCUUUGGCCUGAAGCAGCUGCUGGGAUCAUCCUGGAAGGCCCAGUGUAAGCAGAGCCCAUUCUAGUCCCUCAGAGCUGGCCUGCUGGACCAGGCAUGUGGACAGAGCAAAGACGCUGAGGCAGCCUGUUCCAGAGAAGUGUUCUUGAAAAAGUGCCCCUGUGUAUCCUGGAAGCUCCUUUUAUCCCCAGGCUUAGGGGUCAGGCUCCCCACCUCAGCUCCUGGGGGUGGGGGGUUGGGGGGGGUUCUUUUGCACUGAUAGACAGGUGUCAGUGGGUAGGUCUGGAGGUGUGGUAGCUGUCACUGUGGACUGUCCCACUUACCAAGGUGUUUGGCAGGAAGGCUGUGUGGCCCCUUCACCGACCCCUGCUGUCCUCUGCAUGGAUUCCAGGGCUGAGCAUAUUUGAACUUGGCCCGGGGCCCUGGACUGUGUCCGCCCUGAGCUAGCAGCUCUUGUGUGUGCUUGGGCAGAGACUGUGGCCUAACAGAGGCUGCUGCUUGCCAGGCUGGAUGGCUUUUAGAAUGGGGUUGACUCUAUCCAGGUGCCUUGUGUGCACUCUGCCCUACGCAUGUGCUGCAGGGGAGGUGGCGUGGCCACCGCCUCUCCUGGGCUGUGGAGACAGCAGCACUGUCUCCUCGCCCUGUGUCAUGGAGCCUCACCCUGAGUCCUGGGCUCCCUCGGUCCCUCUGUCCAUGUGGCCUGGAAGUGUGCCCCAGGGCAGACUGCCACGAGAUCUGAGUGGGAUUCUUUCUCCACAGAGUCCGCUCUAGUAAGGCCAGGGGGCAGGAGGAGAGGUGGAGUCGGCCUGAGGAGGGCGUGUUCCCUCCCUCCUUAGCUGCAGGCCCACCAAGACAUAGUCUGCCCAGUAGGACAGGGACUUGACUUGCUGCUCCCUAGGUCUGGUGUCUGAGUCUGGCCACCGCUCAGGAAAUCUCGAGAAGAAGGGUUACCACUCAAGCUGCCCGUGGGAGUUGGAAAUGCCUGUUUCUGUGCCUGAUCCAGGGAACACGUUGGAAGUCACCCUUUCUGAAUGGAAGGGAGCUGAGAAUCAGGGUCUGUGUUAUCACAGCAGCCGGACUGCUGAUAGCAGGUUAUCUUUUCAUGAUGUCACAGUUGAGGGAGCCUUGCACCCCCCUAGAGCUUGCGUCUUGAGAAGCCCCCGGGUGGUGCUUUCCAGAGCUUGGCAGGUCAGGCCCCCUUGCUAGUUUUGUCUGAUUCCUGCCCUUGCUCUAUCGAACCUUUGCCUGAGAUGCCCUCCCCACUUCUCCCAAGGAGACCCUGGUUGGUGGUCUCUACAUGUGGAAGGGCGAACAGAAAGGAGGACGGGGAGUUGUGGGCGUGUGGGAGAGGAUCUUGCCAAAUGUGUUUGCUCGAAGCCGUCUCAUAGGCUAGGGCCAUGUGCCUCCUGAAAACACACUCACUGUAGAGCCAUCCAGUUCGCAGGCCCCCACUCCCCACUGCCACUGUGUCCAUUCUGGCUUGUAGUGGCCCUUAUAGUGCUUUGGGGAAGCAAUUAGGUAGUUGUCACCCUGUGCUUCCAGUUGAGGAGGGACUCAUCUAUGGCAUGGAUUCGAUGGGCUGCAUCUGACACACAUCUGGGGGCAUGCCUUUGUGUGUCCUGCUGCCCUGGUGGUCAGUUACUGGCAUUGGUGGGUUUGCCCCGGGGACUGCCCUAAAACUCAGUGUCCAGACUCCUUGCCAGCUGGGAGGCCGCCAUGGCGUGGAGGGCGCUGUGUACCUGGGGUGGAGCCCAGGCUCUGUCGUUCACAUUCCACGUCCCAGAACAUCUCAGUCACGGCAGGACCGGCGGUGGACGGACCCUUGUCCUACCAAGGAUCACACACAGUCAUUGACGUGGUGGAAAUCUAUUUUUCUCCCUGUAAAUCUAUUUUUCACAGAAUUUAAUGCACAUCAAUGACCUGAUCUGUCAUCCUUGUCCCCACUCCCCAAGGUCCUCAUUCCACUGUGCUCUCUCUGUAUGUCCAAAGUGAACCUGGAAAUUUCUUUGUAUAAGAUGUUAUUUUGCCACAAGAAAACCAGAAUAAAGGAAUGAUUUUCUCAGUA
Molecule: messenger RNA, 3660 nt
Organism: Echinops telfairi (small Madagascar hedgehog)
Lineage: Eukaryota; Metazoa; Chordata; Mammalia; Afrosoricida; Tenrecidae
Gene: UNC119B
Product: unc-119 lipid binding chaperone B
Exons: 6
Coding region: 1-678 (225 amino acids)
Biological process (GO): nervous system development; lipoprotein transport; cilium assembly
Cellular component (GO): cilium
Molecular function (GO): lipid binding
Source: RefSeq, a predicted model, not a curated record